Haliaeetus leucocephalus (bald eagle) is the source of this 330-nucleotide messenger RNA. Its product is annotated as serine protease inhibitor Kazal-type 6-like. The record is from RefSeq and is a predicted model, not a curated record. NCBI's taxonomy places the organism in Eukaryota, Metazoa, Chordata, Aves, Accipitriformes, Accipitridae. Gene Ontology annotation, molecular function: serine-type endopeptidase inhibitor activity; protein binding. The transcript is spliced from 4 exons. Bases 1 to 330 code for a protein of 109 amino acids.
AUGAAGACGACAGGCGUGUUGCUGCUGUUGGCUCUAGCCCUUUGCUGCAUCCCAGAUACUGAUGCACUGCAGGGCUACUGCAGUGACCAGCUGGUUCCCCGAGAUGUCUGUACUAUGGAGUACGUCCCACACUGUGGGUCUGAUGGCAUAACAUAUGGCAAUAAAUGCUUAUUCUGCAAUGCGUUCCUGUACGAGAAGCCGUCGGACUCUUCGCUUGAUACGUCUUCAAGAGUGUUAACUUCUCAGCAGGCUUCAGCUCAGAAAGAGGAGUCCUCCCUCGCAAUGUUCCCUAUGGCAGAUGCUCCCCUAAAGCCUUGUCCUGAAUCUUGA